This is a messenger RNA of Cantharellus anzutake, 2487 nucleotides long. RefSeq lists its product as uncharacterized. The coding region runs from base 1 to 2487 and encodes 828 amino acids. NCBI's taxonomy places the organism in Eukaryota, Fungi, Basidiomycota, Agaricomycetes, Cantharellales, Hydnaceae. The record is from RefSeq and is a predicted model, not a curated record. The transcript has 8 exons.
AUGCCUUCCCUCCCACAGAACGCAUCUUCAAAUGCAUUUGACUCAUCAAUUCUGACCCUUCAGGCCACUUUCUCCAGUGGCAUGACCUUGUUGACUACGGCUUCCACUGCCAACAACUUCCUCAGAGCUACAGAUGGCCCGUUCGCAGAGUUGAAAGAGCUUAUUGCACAACAUACUUCCAUCAAAGACAGGCCACAAUUCCAACCACUUGUCCCCCCCGAUCAAAUUGUGAAGGGGAUUGUGCAGAAAAUAUGGGGUCAUUCAUCUAUUGAGACAGUCGGAGAUAUUGGCGAUAUACUGGAGAAGGGACUCGUUACGGAUGAUUUGAGCCUCGAAGAAAAAGGGGAAGUCCCCCAAGAAGUCAUGAAGAGGUUCCAUUUACACAAUCCCACUGAAGCGGGCCAAACGGCUUGGCAAACAUGGCUUAAGCUUCACCCUGGAAUUGACAGUCAAGAAGCAGCAUGCCUGCAUAAAUUACAGCAACAGGAUAUCGAUAGGAAGUACCCUGACCAGGCAGAAGAAGCAAAAGUGUUCUAUGAUAAAAUUCUGAUACAUUGCGGGGACCUUGUUUUAUCGAAGGACGAGAGGGAGGCUCAACCAAAUGAAGGCCUUUAUCUGUUGCAGAAAAUAACGGGAAAAUAUGCUGCUCAGCUCGCUGCACUCAGCUCCAUUCAUCCUGUUGGGGUGGCCUCACCAAUGAUUGCGGAAAUGGUCAAAGCUAUGGGCCUACCCCUCACAGAGGAUAGUGCCUUAGCCAUGAGGAACUUCUACGACGGGAUAAAGGCAUUCAGGUACAAGGUUUAUGCAGGAAAGGCACAAAUAACUUACUCAUAUCCUUCCAGCCCAUAUCAACCCGACGCCAUUAAACAGAGAACCUUUCUUCAACAUCUUGGGGCAUUUACGAACCCCGAUAAAUCUACCAGCAAGGUGUUUGGUGCCUCAAGCCUCAUGAAGACCGUCGUGAUGCACAUGAAGCAAAGUGUCCAUUUCAGCGAUGAUCUGGACAGGUAUUUGGGAAAUGGAACGGGAAACACGGCCAUCAAAUCAGAGGUUGAGGGCGAUGCGAACAACGUGGAUUACCACACACCCGCAUUAAAAAGGAAGGAAGGCCUCGCCUUUGCAGACGAGACCUACGGCUCGCAUCCCCAACGCCGCACUGAGUGUGCUGGGCGGCUUAAAGCAAUCAUUCUGGAGGCAACAGGGAUAACUGAGCUUGGGCACAACUGGAGAGUCGCCAACAUACUUUCAUUCAUGCUUGAGCAUCGUCUCCGUUUUGUUGGUUGGCAUCAUGGUGUCCCACGCUUGAACAAGUCACUACUGUGCAAUUGGACCCCACGCGAGUCUGCACGGUGUAUAAUGCAGCUCACUCACCAGGAUCCGGAGCAGACGUUGAGGGUGGAACAAAUGACAGAUGACGAGUACCUGAUGCGUGAGGUGCUACACUAUGUACCAGAUGCGAAAGGGAAUAUUACGAAAUACCUAUUGCCUGAACACGAGACAAGGAGGGCAAUUGCGAGGACAGCAGUCGUCCCCGCACGAACCCAAAAACGUAAGGACAGCACGCCAAACUCCCCAACUGUGGAGAUGGAAGGAGAUUCGGUUGGUGAUAAUCAAAUAUCAUCCCCGUCUUCCAAGCGACGCAAGAAGUCCAAAGCCACUCGCGCACACACCCUCACGAAGGCAAAACCUCCCCGUGUGACACCUGGGGGCCACAACCAAAUGAAAGAAGCCGCGGUACCAGAGAACGAGGUGAAAGGUCCACAGGACGAUGGCAUCGUACCCGAGACACCACCUCGCAACUCACCUGAACCGGGCGGGUCUUCAUCAUCAUCAGUAAAGUUAGAGGCAAUAAACCUGACAACGUUCCCAUCGGGUGUACGCUCAGGCUUCCAGCAAGGGCGUGGGCCGCAACUCCCUGAUGACCCAGAAAACGACGUCUUCAUGGAGCAAGCCGUUCCGGAAUCACAUACGCCAAUGGUCAUCCCUCCAAUUAGGCUCAUCCAUCCAACACCGCAUAGUACUCCCCUCAAAGUUCAACCAGUGUUGAAGAUUAAUGGAAGUACGCACCUCACUGUGAACGAAGGUCCAACGUCCCAGGCACCGUCGGAGGCACCGUCAUCCGUAUCAAGCCUAAGCGGUGAGCCUCCCACCUUUGACACCUUGUUCAGGUGUGCACGAAACUCAGUGUGGCGGGCUGCAUCGAAAAUGUUGCCGGCGGUUCGUUUGAAGGCGCUAAUGGAAGAAAACGUUGAACUCCUAGUCAACAUCGACAUCAUUGCCCUGCACGUUACCGAGAAGGAGCCACCUCCUGAAGUCUUAGAUGUCGCUCAACACUGGAGAAUGAUUAGCGCCGUUGGAAACGAGCUUCGUGACAGGGGGGCUGAUGUAGGAAAGGUUGCCAGGAGGGUGGUCCAACUGCUUGACGAGUUGGAAGUGAACGACGACGAGGAUGUGAUAGCUACGUGGAUACAGAUGUUGCCCAGUUGA